GGAGGUGCUUGCCGGUGGUAACGACUGUAACGACCAUUGGAAAGAUGUGUUACAAAAUUUUGUUUUAGAUGGAAGAUUAAUGCAAUAUCAGCAGUAGUAAUGGCUGAUGAUUGUGACAGUGAAGGUGGAGUUACGGAUUCACCUAAGAAAGGGCCGACACUCUCCACAAGUACAAGCAGUUUUGAAGCCCUUGAUCCCCAUGAUCCAAAUCUAAGUCGUCUGGCAACCACCAUGUUUCAGAAAACAGCUGAUUAUUUAUUUGGUGAACUGACAGCAACACAGGAAGAUUAUAGGUUGCUGGAAUCAAUGAAUAGAGUGACGAUCACUAAGUAUUCAGACAUGAAACAGAUUGCUGGCAAUGUGGCUCGCACCAUGAUUGAUUUAAAUGAGAAGUAUAAGAAUCUGCAGCCAUAUCUGGAACAGAUUGACCAAAUUGAAGAUAGCGUCACAAAGCUUGAGCAAGCAGCAUACAAGCUUGAUGCAUAUUCUAAACGUCUUGAGGCAAGGCUGAAGAAUCUUGAGAAGAGAUAGACACAUCUGAAUUCUUUACAGAAUACCAGACAACCUUGGUGUUCUUGUGUGACCAUCUUGAGUUGCUUUUAAGUUGGUCAUUGCACACGUGCAAAACGUAUGUUAUAAUUGUUCAACCAUUUUCUUUUAUAUAUCAGCAAUGUAUGUUUGAAAGUAGAAGAGUAAGUUAUAUGUGAAUAUGGUUCUGUAAUAAAAUAUUGUAAUGCAUAA
This is a messenger RNA of Cryptotermes secundus, 741 nucleotides long. RefSeq names its product biogenesis of lysosome-related organelles complex 1 subunit 2 (gene Blos2). The transcript has 4 exons. Bases 100 to 531 code for a protein of 143 amino acids. Gene Ontology annotation, cellular component: gamma-tubulin complex; BORC complex; BLOC-1 complex. Gene Ontology annotation, biological process: lysosome localization; endosomal transport. Gene Ontology annotation, molecular function: gamma-tubulin binding. The record is from RefSeq and is a predicted model, not a curated record. NCBI's taxonomy places the organism in Eukaryota, Metazoa, Arthropoda, Insecta, Blattodea, Kalotermitidae.